AUGGCACACGAGGCGUCAGAGAGUCCUGAGAUUCACAAUUUCGUCAAAGAUCAUCAAGGCUACAAUUUUGGUUCGUAUACUAGACGCGAAUUCGACUUAGUCUAUAAAGAUUUUCAGUGUUUUCAGAUGUCCACCGUAACAGAUGACGAAAUCAUAAAGAGAAGACUUUUAAUCGAAGGCGAAAGUGGAAAUGAUGAUCGCAGAAUUACUCUAUUACUGAAAAAUUAUCUUCGAUGGGUAGCUUCUGAUGAUGUUGGUGAAGACGGCUACGAAGCCUAUCAAGCCCUUAUAGCUAGUGUUUACCAGUGUGAAAACGCCAUGGAACAGUCGUCAUUAGUAAUAGCUAUGAACUACGAACAGCAAAAACAGUAUGAGGAUUUAUAUAAGGAGAUUGAAACGGCCAUUGAAAGUGCAAAAAAUCGCAUUCAGCAAUGUAAAGAAGAUCUGAGGUCCGCAAAAACCGUCAGGAAAAAUAGACGAGAGUAUGACAGUCUUGCCAAAGUUCUUUGUGAUCAUCCAGAGAGAGAUGAGACACUUGAGAAGUAUAAAAAAUUAAAAGCUACUUUAGAACGACUGGAGAAUUUAAAUGAGGAGUACGACCGAAAAAUUCAGCUUAGAAAAACUCAAUUCCACUUGUUUUUGGUUGCUCUGAAGGGCUUACAAAAAAUUGUCGAGGAUGAUGAUUCGCUAUCUUCAGUCACAGAUGAUUUGGUGUAUACACAGUCAUCAAAGUCUGUACACGAAGAGAUUUCUAUGAAAAUGGAUACAAAUUGA
Molecule: messenger RNA, 774 nt
Organism: Schistosoma guineensis
Lineage: Eukaryota; Metazoa; Platyhelminthes; Trematoda; Strigeidida; Schistosomatidae
Source: the annotation of a GenBank genome assembly